Messenger RNA from Triticum turgidum subsp. durum (durum wheat), 1080 nucleotides. The record is from the annotation of a GenBank genome assembly. NCBI's taxonomy places the organism in Eukaryota, Viridiplantae, Streptophyta, Magnoliopsida, Poales, Poaceae.
AUGGAACAAUCAAAAAUUAUAGAUACGUUGAAGACGUAUCACCCUUACACAUGUGGGACAUCAACUGAUGCUGGCGAAAGGUCUAUGGGAAUUUGUGUCCCCAGGUCUAUUGGUUCCCUCCAGAUCUUGCAGUUGGGGGUCGGCAGCAUCGGCAAUGGCAUCCACAAGGAACUUUCUGAUGGUGAUGACCACAGCGAUGAAGGGCAGCCAAGCGAUGAGAUGCGAUCAACAGCUGGAGGUUACUGCACGCAGAGUGGGAGUAGUGUGGUGGGAAAAUUGGGUGGCGGAAAUGGUGAUUCUGGUGAUGCUGAUGUUGAGGACACAUUUGAUGAGGGGGGUGUUGGGAAGGGUGAGAUGGGAUUAGAGAUGAACUCAUGUGCCAACCCAUUUGCGGAAUCUAUUUUGUCACUUCAGAGAACGCAGGAAGCUCUCGAGAAUGAGAUACGGAACUUUGUGGUGAUCGGGAAAGAAUCAACCGAUGAUCUUGAUGCACGUGAUGAUGAAUGGAGCAACUCGCUCCACAUUGAGGAAUCUGUUGAAGAAGCAAAUGAAAAGAGAAAGGAUCUUGAGUCAAGGGUGGAACAAGCAUCAAUACUGAUCAAGGAGAAGGAUUCAAGAAUACUUGAACUAGAAGCUCUCAGCCGGACGAGGGCGUGGAGAAGUGCAAUUCAGAGUGCUAACAACCAGCUGUUGCAGCCGGAUCUUGAUCAACUGCUCCAGGAGAAGAUGGAAGCGGAGAUUCAGUGCAUCAUCCUGACAAGAGCCUCUCAAACCUGGACACCCGUUGCCGAGGAUCGGAAAGCUCUCUACAAGGAGCAGAAAUGUCUGCUUGGCGACUACAAGCAGCUCGAACUCAAACUGCGUAGUGCCGAGAACCGAGCAGCAAUACUAGGGGAGAUGGUGGAGAAGCUGGAGGCGCAAUGCAAAGAGCUCUCUGCGAGUGCAGAAAUCUUGCAGCUGCAAUCUAGAACAAGCUCCGCGUCACUGUUAUGUUUCAUCCAGUUUAUACUGCUGCUUAUUGCCAUAGGCAUCUAUGUUGUGCGUCUGUCUCCAUCCUCGGCCGAGUUUGUACCUACGUGA